AUGCCACUGGGCCUCUUCCCCUUCUCCUUUUCCUCUCCCUCCAGUCCCUUUUGGUUCCUCACCUCCCUCGAGAUGCUUCAAGUGCCAGUGCGAGAACAUACCAACGUGGCUUCCACCAAGGCCGUCAUCCUUGUCGGAGGUCCCUCCAGAGGAACUCGCUUUCGCCCUCUGUCCCUCGAUGUGCCCAAGCCUCUAUUCGAAGUCGCCGGUCAUCCCAUCAUCCACCACGGCCUCAAGGCACUGGCGAAGAUCCCCGAUAUUCGAGAAGUGAUCCUGGUCGGCUACUACGACGAGAGCGUCUUCCGCGACUUCAUUAAGGACUCAUCCAAGGAAUUCCCACAAUUCCGCAUCCAGUACCUGCGUGAAUACACCUCCUUGGGCACCGCAGGGGGUCUAUACCAUUUCCGCGAUGCCAUUCUCAAGGGCAAGCCGGAGCGCAUCUUCGUGCUCAACGCCGACGUCUGCUGCUCCUUCCCACUGGGGGAAAUGCUGAAGCUAUUCGAAGAGAAGGACGCCGAGGCCGUCAUCCUAGGCACGCGCGUGCACAACGACGCCGCCACCAAUUUCGGCUGCAUCGUGUCCGACUCCCACACCAAGCGCGUCCUGCACUACGUCGAGAAACCCGAGUCGCACAUCUCCAACCUCAUCAACUGCGGCGUCUACCUGUUCGCCACCGAGUGCAUCUUUCCCUCCAUCCGCAGCGCCAUCAAGCGUCGCACCACCCGCCCGCGGCUCGUCUCCUAUCCGUCCUCUGAGAACCUAGAGUCUUUCGUCGCCCCCACCGACGAUGACUCCGAAAGAAACGAGGCGCUACGCCUCGAACAGGACAUCCUGUCAGACCUGGCCGACAGUAACCGAUUCUUCGUACACGAGACCAAGGACUUCUGGCGCCAGAUCAAAACCGCCGGGUCCGCGGUGCCCGCCAACGCCCUGUACCUACAAAAGGCGUUCCAGGCGCAGUCGGACGAACUCACUCCUCCCUCCGCCACCAUCGUACCCCCCGUGUACAUCCACCCCUCAGCUAGCGUGGACCCCACCGCCAAGCUGGGCCCCAACGUCUCCAUCGGACCGCGUGUGGUCGUGGGCGCCGGCGCUCGCGUCAAGGACUCCAUCGUUUUGGAAGACACUGAGAUCAAGCACGACGCCUGUGUCAUGCAUUCCAUAAUCGGCUGGAGUAGUCGUGUGGGCGCCUGGGCCCGCGUCGAAGGUACCCCGAUCCCGGCCAACAGCCACUCGACCAGCAUCGUCAAACACGGCAUCAAGGUGCAGAGCAUCACCAUCCUAGGCAAGGAGUGUAGCGUUGGCGACGAGGUGCGUAUUCAAAACUGUGUGUGUCUGCCAUUUAAGGAACUCAAGAGAGAUGUUGCCAAUGAGGUGAUCAUGUAG
Messenger RNA from Aspergillus tanneri, 1386 nucleotides. It is a transcript of the gene PSA2, whose product is annotated as mannose-1-phosphate guanylyltransferase. Gene Ontology annotation, biological process: biosynthetic process. Gene Ontology annotation, molecular function: transferase activity. The coding region runs from base 1 to 1386 and encodes 461 amino acids. The record is from RefSeq and is a predicted model, not a curated record. The transcript has 3 exons. Lineage: Eukaryota; Fungi; Ascomycota; Eurotiomycetes; Eurotiales; Aspergillaceae. Gene Ontology annotation, cellular component: cytoplasm.